UAAAAAUGGCGAUUAUUUACGAACAUACGUCGAGUUACUUUCUCUAAUGACAAGAAACUGCUGUCAUCAAAAAGUUGCAAUUGAAAUUGACGCAUAAAAUUGAGCCAGGUUAGGUUUUAUAUAAAUCUGAUGUAAUCAUCACUAUAAUAGGAAUUGUGACAACUACUCGAAGCCAGAUUCAUGAACAUUAUUCUCCGUUUCCCGCACCAACCGUUCCAACUGUCAUCUAAAAUUUUGAUAUUUGUACAUUGUUUUCAUAGACGGGCACUAUUUAUGUCUGAGUUCUGACCAUUGAUAGAGUGGCGAUGGACCAGCAGACAACUGAAGUGGAGAGGCCAAGAAUCAGUCGCUCAAAAGCAAGACAUUUACGUCAUAAACGUCUCAAAGCUGCGCGUAGAUCUGAGAAUAAUCCUCCUUUGCAAUUACAAUCUGAUGAAAAGCAGAGAGUUGCCAGUGUUCAAGAAACAGAUGACACUCUAAGUAAAUCUAAGGCCAGAAGAUUACGUAGAAAGAAGAAAUCUGAGGAAGUCAAGAACUCCAAUCGGACGACUGAGAAACCUGUUGCCUUGUCUGGUAGAGAAACCAAAUUAUCAAAUGAUGAAUUGCCAUCCAAAAGCACAAACCUUAGAAAACCAGUUGAAAAUCCAGUACCCGUCAUAAAUUCAGAAAGUGGAAUUCCCCCUGACCAUUCUCAUGGUGAAAGAUCUAUCGAUCUAAUUAAAGAGUAUCCUUCACAAUCCACUUAUGAUAGCGACAAAACUGUGAAAGUAAUCAAAAAUUCGAACGAUUCCGUAAACAACAGAACUGUUAAAGACAUUGAAGAUAACAGUAUUUCUGACAAACCAAUAGUGAAAAUGAAUCCCACAGAGAAAACUAGAGAGCAAAUCAAGGCUGAACGUGAAGCAAAAAAGACUGCAAAAGCUCUGGCCAAGAACAAGGCAAAAGUUCCAAAAUCGGAACAAGAGAAGGAUACAAAAAGUAGUACAGAUCUGCCAGUUGAAAAGGCUAAUCCUGAACGGCUUCAAAAAGAUUCGAUAGAAAAUGUAGCAGCUGAGAAAGUAGAAAAGCCAGCUGGAAAACAAACAGCAUCAAUUGCGUUUGAAAAGACUUCAGUGGUUGAUAAUAAAGAAAAUGAACCACAAAUCAAAGUAGAUGGAAAAAGUAAGAAGGAAUCAAAAGCAGAACGCAGAGCUAAGCAAGAGAGUCAAAGAGCUGCCAAGGAAAAACUGGCGUUGGAAAAAAAUAAACCAAAGUUAGGUAUGCCCGCUAAAGCGAAAGCUCCACCUCCACCAUCAGAUUCUGCUGAAAACAUUGUGAGAAAGACGCUCGUAAAUGAUAAUUUGCAUGAGGUCAAGCUAUUUAAACAUUUAUAUCAUGAACGGAAAUUAUGUCUAAGGAAAGUUCUGGCUCUCGACUCAAAUAUACACCCUGCAAUAGUGAGACUUGGCGUACAGUACGAAAAAAAGGUGAUAGUUGGUAGCAACGCGAGAUGCGUUGCAUUAUUAGCUGCGGUAAAACAAAUGCUUCAAGAUUUUGAGUGUCCACCACAAGCAGAUUUCACUAGAAUUUUCGAAUCUUCUUUAUUUUCAUGUGAAGCGUACCUAAAUCAUUGUAGACCUUUGGCUGUUUCAAUGCAAAAUGCAUUAAAGCAUCUGAAAUGGCAAAUGACUCAAUUACCAACAACUGUAUCAGAUGAAGAUGCUAAAUCCAAACUGAGUGAUGCCAUUGAUACGUAUAUUAGGGAACAAAUUCAACUAGCCGGAAAAGCAAUUUCAAAUACCAUUCAAACAAAGAUAUCUAACGGAGACGUCAUUUUAACUUAUGCUUUUUCAUCUUUAAUCCACAAUAUACUCAUUGACGCACAUAAAGCUGGAAAACAAUUCCGUGUCAUUGUCGUAGAUGGUAGACCUUGGUUAGAGGGUAAGGAGCUGUUGAGACGACUUGCAAAUCAUGGAAUAGAGUGUUCUUACAUAUUAAUUAAUGCACUUAGUUUCAUCAUGCCUGAGGUGAGCAAAGUCUUCCUUGGGGCUCAUGCGAUUUUGGCAAAUGGUGCUGUAAUGUCAAGGGCUGGGACAUCGCAAGUAGCUUUAAUGGCAAAGACGUUCAAUGUACCAGUUUUGGUUGCCUGCGAAACGCACAAGUCUUGUGAACGUGUUCAGACCGAUUCGUUCGUCUAUAAUGAAAUAGGUGAUGCAAAUGAACUCACUCGCCAAUUUUUAAGUAAGACAAAGAAAUCUCCGCUACUCAAUUGGAAGACGAAAAAGUAUCUGGAUUUGCUGAACAUAACGUUUGACGUGACUCCUGCGAAUUUGGUGUCAGCAGUAGUUACUGAAUUAGCUAUUUUGCCUUGUACUAGUAUUCCGGUUAUACUCAGAAUCAAGCCAUCUGAAAUUUGAAUAAAUUUUUGCAUGGCAUUAUCCCUUUGUAUGAAAUUAUUAAAGAUAUUAUAAAGGACAGUUCUUAUCGGAA
Athalia rosae (coleseed sawfly) is the source of this 2469-nucleotide messenger RNA. It is a transcript of the gene eIF2Bdelta, whose product is annotated as translation initiation factor eIF-2B subunit delta. The transcript is spliced from 8 exons. Bases 306 to 2396 code for a protein of 696 amino acids. The record is from RefSeq and is a predicted model, not a curated record. Lineage: Eukaryota; Metazoa; Arthropoda; Insecta; Hymenoptera; Athaliidae.